GCAGGAGUUAACGAGAAGACGCUGCACUUCCUGGUGGCGGGAGGGUUCCAGUGCUGUCAGGAUGGAAGGUUGCAGGAGGGGAGCAGCGCGUAUAGCGGGGGCUGCGCGGCCAAAGCCCACCCCCGUCAGGCCUGCCGCCGUGACACAAGCAGUCGCGAUGUGGCUCGUAGUCGCGACAGCAUUGGCCUGUGUACCCCGGGUGUGCGCGGCUCAUGCGGCCCAGGAAGCCUCUGCAGUCAGGACUGUCACCUCCAGCAACUGGUCCCUGGUUUUGGAGGGAGAGUGGAUGCUAAAAUUCCAUGCCCCGUGGUGUCCAGCAUGCCAGCAAAUCCAGGCAGAAUGGGAGAGCUUUGGUCAAACAAGUCGUGCGCUUGGUAUUAAAGUUGGCAAAGUGGAUGUCACUCAGGAACCAGGGUUGAGUGGCCGCUUUUUUGUUACUACACUUCCAACCUUCUUUCACAUCAAGGAUGGAGUGUUUCGCAGGUAUUAUGGCUCCCGAAUGGUAGAUGAACUUCAUGCCUUCAUCUCUGAGCAGAAGUGGAAACUUGUGGAGCCUGUGGCGGGCUGGAAAUCGCCAUCCUCUAUUUUGAUGUCUGGGAUGGCCGGUCUCUUUCAUCUAUCUGGAUGGAUCAGGCAAAUUCACACCUACUUUACCGGUCCUCUCGGAAUUCCUGCUUGGGGCUCGUAUGCCAUCUUUAUUAUAGCCACUUUGCUGAUUGGCCUGAUUCUUGGUUUGGUUCUUGUGUUAUUGGUUGACUGUUUCUGUCCAUAUAAAACCAAGUAUGUAGCGGCAAGAACAGCAGCUAAUGAGGAACAUUUAGAGGGUCCAAGUGAAAAAGCAAAGGAUUCUUCAGAAGAAGACGUAGAACCAUCGGACAAUGAAGCUGACUGUGAAGGUAACAAUGAAGCUGGCAAAAGUAAUGGCGCUAAAGACUUAGAGGAGAACUCGCCUGUGGAGGAUUCUGGGACUGAGGAAGAAGAAGAAGAAGAAAAAGAAGAAGAGAUUGUCAUUGCUGUGCCCCAGGACAGCACCCCAGAAUCCGAAAGCACCUUGAGGCAACGCAGGACUGAAGCUGUUGUAGACAGUGAACAGUAGAAGUAGUUUUUUGUGCUUGUAUAAAUAAUACAUUAUUAUGGACCAAAGAUAUGCCCUUAUCUUGAUCUGUAGAAUGUCGAAUCAGUGUUUUGCAUGGCAAGUUCUUUUUUUAAGAUGUCAUCAAAGGUUUUAGAAAUAAUUUUUAGCGUUUUGUACAUAGACUGAAAAGUCGCUUCUUAAGACAAUCAAAAUCUCUUUUUAGCAGCUGUGUGCGUUUCCGAGCAUAAAAUUAAUAUAUUUUUGCGUUUCUGAAAGGUGAACUUGAACGCACAGGAUGUGUUUUUUGUGUAAAUGCCACCAAAAUAAUAAUGUAGGAUCAAGUAUU
This is a messenger RNA of Spea bombifrons (plains spadefoot toad), 1421 nucleotides long. RefSeq names its product thioredoxin related transmembrane protein 4 (gene TMX4). Lineage: Eukaryota; Metazoa; Chordata; Amphibia; Anura; Pelobatidae. The record is from RefSeq and is a predicted model, not a curated record. The transcript has 8 exons. Bases 62 to 1096 code for a protein of 344 amino acids.